Episyrphus balteatus (marmalade hoverfly) is the source of this 2006-nucleotide messenger RNA. RefSeq names its product cysteine protease ATG4B (gene Atg4a). Bases 617 to 1768 code for a protein of 383 amino acids. NCBI's taxonomy places the organism in Eukaryota, Metazoa, Arthropoda, Insecta, Diptera, Syrphidae. The record is from RefSeq and is a predicted model, not a curated record. Gene Ontology annotation, molecular function: protein-phosphatidylethanolamide deconjugating activity. The transcript has 6 exons.
UUUUUCAUAUUUCGUUUGAUUACGUACAUUUCACUUUCUCGAUCUCAUUCGUGUUUUUUUCUUCUCUUCGUUAUCCAUUCGAUUUGCCAUUGUUUUUAUUAACAAAAAAGAGACGACACACAAAAAAAAAAUUUGAUAAAAAAAAAGAAAACGCCAUUCAAUAAAAUAAUUCAGUUCAAGAACAUCAUCCAAAAAAACGAGAAAAACGAACUCUCAAAAAAAUUCUCGUCUUUGUGAGGCUUUUUUUCUCAGUGAAUUCCUCUUCUUUCCUUUAUUUUGGAUUUUUUUGUCGAUUGAAAGUAAAUUAGCCUAAAAAAAAGAGAAGAAAACAGUUAUGUGAAGGUCGCCUCCCACACUUUAGCUAAAAACGCAUCACAAAGAUAAUACAAAUAUUGCCUUCAACCUGUCUCUGAAUCUGGAAGAAGCUAUACGCACUUUUUGUUCCGUCACCCCUUUGGGCAUUGCUGUGUCAUUGGUUGGUGUAAUUUUCAUAGCAAUCGCCGUCGUCGUGGCUCUAGAUUUGUACAGGAAUCGUCAUUUAGCAUCGCCGCUGCGAUUUUAUUGCAUCGCAAAGAUCGAUCGUUUGUACGAACUUUAUACAAAUGUUUCCAAGACGAUGGACAAUGUAUUCGUCACGUAUUUAGGCACAGACGGGGGACUCUGUGCCGAGCCAGAUGAUAUUCCCAAAGUCAAUACAACAGUUUGGGUUCUUGGAAAGAGUUAUAAUGCUAUUCAGGAAAUAGAACUUAUCCGUCGAGAUAUUCAAUCCAAAUUAUGGUGCACUUAUCGUCGAGGAUUUGUUCCUCUGGGCGAAUGUCAACUGACCACCGAUAAAGGAUGGGGUUGUAUGUUGCGUUGUGGGCAGAUGGUUUUGGCGCAGGCUUUGAUUGACUUGCAUCUCGGGAGAGAUUGGUUUUGGACGCCAGAAUGUUUUGAUGCAACUUAUUUGAAGAUUGUCAAUCGUUUUGAAGAUUCGAGAAAGAGUUUCUUUUCGAUUCAUCAAAUUGCAUUGAUGGGUGAUUCGGAGGAUAAGAAAGUUGGACAAUGGUUUGGACCGAAUACUGUGGCUCAAGUGAUGAAAAAACUUGUUCGCUAUGAUGACUGGUGUUCAAUUGUUGUGCAUGUUGCUUUGGAUAAUGUUGUAGUCACUGAUGAAAUAUACUCACUUUGCCUUGAAAGCGAAACAAAUGAUGACACCUGGAAGCCAUUGCUACUGAUCAUUCCUCUGCGUUUGGGAUUAAAUACGAUCAAUCCAAUUUACGUGCCUGCCUUGAAGAAAUGCUUUGAACUAGUCGGUAGUGUGGGAAUGAUUGGUGGCCGUCCCAAUCAAGCACUUUACUUCAUUGGCUAUGUGGACGAUGAAGUAUUAUUCUUAGAUCCACACACAACACAACGUUCAGGUAGCGUAGGUAAUAAAAGUUCUAUUGACGAAUCUGAUUUAGAUGAAACAUACCAUCAAAAGUAUGCCGGACGAAUUGAUUUCCAAGCAAUGGAUCCUUCAUUAGCUUUGUGCUUCCUUUGCAAAUCACGAAUCAGUUUUGAAAUAAUCAUCGAUAAACUGAAAACCGAGGUCAUACCCUCGAGUAGUCAGCCAUUGUUUGAAAUCACAAAAGCUCGAUCACCCGAAUGGAAAUCAGCGGCUGUUGCAAGUGGAAUGAAUUGCACUAAUCAAGAAGGUUUUGAAGAUCUUAACCAUCUUCGUGCAACUGGAGCAGCGACGAACAAAGAGGACGAAGGCUCAGAUGAGGACUUUGAAAUAAUUUCGUAGUGUAAUGCUUAAACAAAAGAAAAACAAAAAAUUACAACAACAAGAAACAAAUUCCCUCAUCUAUCUAUCUCUAUCUUUCGAUUUCCUCACUUCGGAUUACAAUAAUUUGCCUUUUACUUUAUUUUUAAGAAAACAAAAAAAAAAAAAAAUAACUUCCUUUUUUUUAAAAGUAUAUAAACAAAGAACAAUACAAUUUAUAGGAUAAUUAUUGAAAAUAAAUAAUUUCAAAACAAACUUA